AAUCAUGUUUGUACAAAUCAACUUAAACGACAAGAUGAAGAAAUGAAACGCUUGCGUGAAGAAAAAGACGAUAUUCUACAGCGUGAAAAAGAUCUUUCGGAUCAAAUUAAGGAAGAACGACGUAAAGCGAUUGAGGUAGAAAGUGAACUAAAAGAACGAUCGGUAAUUGAACGAUUAAAAUAUAGCGAAGCAAUGCAACAUAUUGCUGAUUUAAAACAAGCUAUUACUCAUCUUGAACUUAAGAAAGCCGAGAAAUGGACGCAUACACAAUUAAGAGGAAGCUCAGUAUGUGAUAUGGACGAUGAUUCUUCGACGGGCGCAAUUGGAUCACAUAUAAGCGGUGAUGCGGUUUCUAUCACCAGCGAUGAAUUAACAACAUUAAUUGCUGAUAUGCAAGUUCGAAUCCCGGAAUUUUCCGAUGAAACUGUAACGUUAGUGAAAGAGAAUGGUAUUAUUCAAAAUUCAAACAAAGAUCGACGAAUAUUAGAGGAAGAUGGUAAUGAUACAACGGAUAGUGGUUUUCAAACAAGUGAUACAUCAUAA
Messenger RNA from Cercopithifilaria johnstoni, 543 nucleotides. The record is from the annotation of a GenBank genome assembly. NCBI's taxonomy places the organism in Eukaryota, Metazoa, Nematoda, Chromadorea, Rhabditida, Onchocercidae.